Messenger RNA from Sparassis crispa, 2673 nucleotides. Its product is annotated as Probable alpha/beta-glucosidase. The record is from RefSeq and is a predicted model, not a curated record. Gene Ontology annotation, molecular function: hydrolase activity, hydrolyzing O-glycosyl compounds; carbohydrate binding. NCBI's taxonomy places the organism in Eukaryota, Fungi, Basidiomycota, Agaricomycetes, Polyporales, Sparassidaceae. The transcript has 14 exons. Gene Ontology annotation, biological process: carbohydrate metabolic process. The coding region runs from base 1 to 2673 and encodes 890 amino acids.
AUGAAGCCUCUUUCUCCGCUGCUGCCUGUGUUACUUGUUACGUGCGCUGCAGUCGCACACGCUUGGAACUCUACUGAUCCGUUGGACGCAUGUCCGGGAUAUAAUGCUACGAAUGUGCAAACUCAAGGACCGACACUCACUGCGGAUCUGGUUUUGGCGGGACCGCCAUGUAAUGUGUACGGCUCAGACAUUGAGAAACUCCAACUGCAGGUGACGUACGAGACCGAGACACGCAUUCACGUCAGGAUCACUGAUCCGUCCAACCCGCGUUAUGAAGUCCCAGAAUCGGUACUCCCUCGUCCUCAAGCGAACACGUCCACCUCUCCCGAAGCAGCCGCAAUAGCGUUCAACUACACAGUUUCGCCCUUCCAUUUCUCCGUAUACCGCACAAGCACGCAAGAAGUCCUCUUCUCAACCGCUUCACACCCAAUCAUCUAUGAGCCUCAAUACCUCCGCGUGAAGACAGCCUUACCGGCGGACGCGAACAUCUACGGUCUAGGUGAACACACCGAAGACUUCCGUCUCCCGACGGUCGACCUAACGCGCACGCUGUGGUCGCGCGACGCAUACGGCGUGCCCAACGGAACGAAUCUGUACGGGAACCACCCGGUUUACUUUGAGCACCGCCUAACGGGCACCCACGGCGUCUUCCUCGUCAACUCGAACGGCAUGGAUAUCAAGAUCAAUACCACAGAAGACGCGGGGACGACGCUGGAGUAUGACGUCAUCGGCGGGAUCCUCGACUUUUACUUCCUUGCGGGCAGCGAGACCGAUCCGACUGAGGUUGUGAGGCAGUAUGCGGAAGUCGUCGGCACGCCUGCUGAGGUACCGUAUUGGUCUUUCGGUCUGCACCAAUGUCGGUACGGUUAUACGGACUUCGUGGACGUGGCUGGGGUCAUCUCGAACUACUCUGCUGCCAACAUACCUCUUGAGACUAUGUGGACCGACAUCGACUAUAUGUACGAACGUCGGGUCUUCACGCUAGACCCGGAUUACUUCCCGCUACCGCGGAUGCAGCAAAUCAUCAACUAUCUCCACGAUCAUGACCAGCAUUACGUUAUGAUGACUGACCCGGCUGUUGCAUAUCUCCCUGGGGAAGGAUACGAUGCGUACGAUCGUGGAACAGAGGCCAACGUCUGGCUUAAGGCUGCGAAUGGCAGCGAGUUCUUGGGAGUCGUAUGGCCUGGUGUUACUGUCUUCCCCGAUUGGUUCAACCCCGCUGCACAAGACUUCUGGUCAUAUGAAUUUAGCACCUUCUACAAUGCUACGACUGGCCUCGACAUCGACGGCGCCUGGAUCGACAUGAACGAGCCGUCUAGUUUCUGCGUUUACCCGUGUGACGACCCCUUUGCUCAAGCUGAGGCUCAGGGCCUUCCUCCUGCACGGACGACAGUGCCCCCGGACCCAAACACUCCGAUCUUCGGCAAUGAAACCUAUCCGAUACGGAAGAGGGCCGACACAAGUGGGUACAACGUCCUCAACCCGCCCUACGCCAUCGAUAACGCUGCGGGGGUGCUAUCAAACCGGACAUCAUACACAAACGCGGUGCAUUCCAAUGGCCUCAUAGAGUACGACACUCAUAACCUGUUCGGCACCAUGAUGUCCAACGUCACCCACUACGCCAUGCUCUCUCGCCGCCCGGGGUUGCGCACUCUUGUAGUUACGCGGUCGACGUUCGCGGGCGCGGGUAGCCGAGUUCAGAAAUGGCUUGGAGACAACCUCAGCGAUUGGCCGUACUAUCGCAACUCGAUCGCAGGGAUCUUGAACAUGGCCGGCAUAUUCCAUGUUCCUAUGGCCGGUGCCGACAUUUGCGGCUACGGUGAUAACACGACUGAGCCGCUGUGCGCAAGAUGGGCUAUGCUCGGCGCCUUCUACCCGUUCAUGCGCAACCAUAAUACCAUUGGGACCAUCGGUCAAGAGUUCUAUCGUUGGCCCGUCGUUGCGCAGGCAGCAAGGAACGCAUUGGAUAUGAGAUACCGACUCGUGGACUACUUCUACACCGCCUUCCACACCGCCCACCUCGAUGGCUCGCCCGUCCUCAAUGCCCUGUGGUACAUCUACCCGGAGGAUCCCGCGACGUUCCCGAUUGACCUCCAAUUCUUCUUCGGCGGCUCUAUCCUCGUCUCUCCUGUCACGGAGGAGAAUGCCACGUCCGUAGAGGCCUACUUCCCGAACGACACCUUCUACGACUUCCUCACUGGUGUGCCGGUGCAUGGCAACGGCAGCUGGACUGUGCUUUCGGACGUGAACCUCACGUCCAUCCCUGUCCACAUCCGUGGCGGCGCGGUGCUCCCGCUCCGCGCACAGGGUGCGAUGACUACGGCUGCGCUGAGGGAACAAGAUUUCCAGCUCGUAGUUGCGCCGGGGACGGACGGCAAUGCCUCCGGCUCGUUAUAUAUGGAUGAUGGCGUCUCGGUAAACCCCCUGAACGCGACGGAGGUGUAUAUGACCUAUACGAAUGGUACGCUCGCUGUCACCGGAACCUUUGGGUACCCCACGGGCGUUGACGUCGCGAGCGUUCGCUUUUUGGGGACCUCGCGAGCCCCGAGUGCUGUGAACUUCGAUGGGAAAGCUGUGAAUGCGUCGGACGUCGUGUAUAAUGCGAGCAGCCAGGUCUUGGACGUUACUGUCGGCACUCCGUUCGAUCAGAACUUCACUCUGCAGAUAGUUUGA